Pantherophis guttatus is the source of this 6022-nucleotide messenger RNA. Lineage: Eukaryota; Metazoa; Chordata; Lepidosauria; Squamata; Colubridae. The record is from RefSeq and is a predicted model, not a curated record.
GGAGAAAAUUGCCUGCUGGGUUUAUUCACAAGAAAAUUGAAUUAAAUCUCUCUCGGGCGGAGAAAAAGAGCGAGGAGCUGGACGGUGCCAGGAGAAGCAAGAAGAAAUCAGUGGGACUUUCCCGUCGCCCCCACGAGAGCAGGUGGCCGAGGUGUUUUUCCAGCACCAGGUGACGUGAAGAUCUCCGGCCGCCCCAGAACAUCACUUUUGUCUCAAAGGAUUACAGUCUGUUCGUGAAAUGGUCGCCGCCUGAUGGUUCCCCACCGGGAGUGUCUUAUACUGUCCUUUGGAUGGAUCCUUUUGAUCGUCAUUGGGAGGAAGUGCAGCAUUGCCGAAAUAUCACUGAAACCAUUUGCAAUAUUACGUGUGUGUUUCAAGAACCAAGCAACCGAUACUGGGUCAAGGUGGAAGCUCAGAGCAGAAUCGGGGCUGGAUUCAGCCCAUCGGCACCUGAAAUCAUCGAUUACAUCCUUCAGGUGCAACUUGCUCCUCCAGUUCUCAGAGCAAAUUAUACCAGAAAUAUCCUUGGCGUGAAUGUUUCUUUCACCUACCCUUCUUGUAUGAAGGACGUCUUUGAACAUCUGACAUAUGAUUUGGAGAUUUGGAGAGUUGGAUUCCAGGAAUUGGAAUUGGAGAAUGAUGUUACACUAAUUUCUCCUCUCUUGCAGAAGACAUUCGAGGACACUCACGAGCCUUCAGUGGAGAUCAACACAACAGACUGGCUCUCUGGUGAACACUGUCUUCGUGCCCGAACAUCCUUUAGAAAUGGGGACAGGAAGCGAAGCAAUUUUUCGGAACCACUUUGCCUGUGGUUGCAUGAAGAAGGUGCAGGAGGAGUCAAAGUAGGAAAAUGGGAAAACGUUGCCAUUCCUUUGCUUGCUAUAUUGGUUACCGGUGUUGUGAUGCUUCUCUUCUUCUACUGGUACUACAAACACAUGAGCGAGCAAGUUGAGAUGCCUUCAGCUUUGGAUUUUUCUAAGUACCAGCACCCAAAGAACCUGCUGAAAUUUGAUGAAAGGAAGUUGACCGAAAAAAAUAACCACUUUAUUCUGGAACAAAAAAUUGCACCUGCCCUGUUAACUCUUUCAAUGGAUUCUUUAUCAAAAGAAAGUGAAGAGAGCGAUGACGAUGAGGAUGAUAGUAGUAGCCGCAUUCCUUACACUGAAACACUUCGAUUCCAGAAGAACGAUGAAAACUGCUCAAGAGUUGGCACCUUUCCAACAUGUUACGACUCUUCUUCUGGAUCUGGAGAUUCUCAGCUAAGUGGAGAAAGCUGGCCAGCUGCAAGGACAUCAAGGCCCUUUUUCACAGCAGAAUGGAUGACAACAGAUGCUUCCUCUGGACUCUUAGAGAAGACUUUCCUUUCUGAGGACUCCAUUAUGGAUGAAUCGGUUAGCUUUGCUGAUGACUUCUCAGCUGCCGGUAGAGAAGAUCAAGAAAUUACAAAUAGAGAUAUCGACUUUUUGAACAAGUUAAUGUUCUCAGAAAGUCACGACUUCCACUUUUCCACAGGUUUGGAAAUCAGAACUGGAGGAGUCCAAUGCAGAAGCAUUUGUGCAAGUCUAAAAAACUCACAGACAUCUCUUUGUAGUGAGCCCGAAGGGCAGGUUAUAGAUGAAUGGAGAUGUGAAAAUGACUCUAGCAAUUGUGAGGCUCACCAGCUGGAAAAAUCUAUGCUUGAUGUAUCUUGUAAAGACAGGGUUGAAAAUGGAGAAUGGGUUGAAAACAAUACUCUGAAAUCUACAGGCCACAAUGAUCAACCCAGACAAGGACAUUACAUUUCAAGAACCUGAUGCCAGUUACUGGUAUGUAUUCUAAGAGUAGAGAAUCUCUUACCAUGAUUUUUCUAAAAAGUUCCUUUGGUGAGAAGUUGCACUUUCAAAACCCCAGAAGAAUUCUGUUCGGAAUUGGAAUGAACCAAAGAGGACAUUCCUUCUAUGUCUAGGUUGCCAUAUUCUUCCAUUACAUCUCAUCUUUAAAAACAAAACAAAGCAAAACCGGAACAGGGGUUUUCAUUGGUGAUUUUGUCGUGGAAAUUAGAAUUUUCCUAUGGAGAAUUGGAAUUCUUGGAAAAGUGAGUGUUCUUUCCCAACUGAAUAUUGGGAUGUUCAGCUUAAAAAUGUCUAUCAUAUUUUGGAUCUCCAUAUCCAUUUCUCCAUUUGUGAAUAGUUGGAUCUGUUUUCCCCAUCUGAAAUAGAUGGGGAAAACAGUGAAUUCCAAUCAGAACCGUAACUAGUCGUUUACAGAUUUCUUUAGUGUCCACAAAUUGGUUUAAGCUUGCUGACACCGAUAUGUGAAUAAAUAACAGUUCAGUCUGGGAUCAAGAAUUGAGAACAAGAAAUACAGAAGAUUCUUGUGGAACUGUUAAGCAUUGCAUUAUGGGAGCUAAUCUAGACUGGUGCUGUUCUUUUAAGCUGAAAGGCCCACUUUCUAGAAUUAAGGAAGGGAUAAAGAUAAUCUCUCCCUCUUUAGAGAAAGUUCUUUCAACCGCACACUAGGCCCUGAUAACUUUUUUUCAUCAACUCGUUGCAAAGACAAGGGAAAAAAAUAUCAGAUAUGCUCUUUAUUGUGCAAUUGUCUGCACACAAACUUGGAUCUAAGUUUAUAUUGAAGUGAACCACCAAUAAAGGAAAAUACCUGUAGCUCAGGAUUGAAAUGAGGGGGUCCUUGGUGCACUCUGAGCUUGCUUUUUUUUUCCUUGCAGGCAUUUCAUCACCCAAUUAGAUAACAUCAUCAGUGCUAGUCAUGCUAGUGCUGCUAGAUGCUAGUGAUGCUAUCACUGAUGAUGGUUUGGGCAAUGAAAUGCCUGCAAGAAAAAAAAAGCAAGCUCAGAGGGCAGCAAGGGCCCCCUAACUGUGAAGUAUUUCAAACCAAGAGCCACUUUCAGAUUCUAAAUAUUUUUAUAGAAUGUCUUUGUGUUAUAUGCCUUCAUUUAUAUCUCAUAUUGAGAUUGCCAUGCUGUGUCUCUCAUUGGUUGGGGCAACAAAAUUCAUGGACCAUUGUAGUUCAGAGUUGAACUGUGGGCUCUUUGGUGCCCUCUGAGUUGAUUGUUUUCUGCAGACAUUUCAUUACCAAACUAGGUAACAUCAUCAGUACUACGGCUAGUAGUGAUGAUGUUACCUAGUUUGCUAAUGAAACUAGAAAACAACCAAGCUCAGAGAGCACCAAGGACCCCACAACUAAGGGUCCACUUUACUGACUUCUUUGCAGAACAGGUUUUUAUUUAUUUAAUGUAUUUAUUUAGAAAAUGUAUAAGGCCGCCCAGUCCACUCGCUCUCAGUGACUCUGUGUGGCUUACAAAAAAUAAAAAUCCCCAUAUACAACAAUAAAAACAAUGACCUCUUUUACAAUAAAAACAAAAGCCUCUUUGACAGCUUUUCUGCUCUGUCAAAUUCAUAUCCCAAUUUUAACUAAAUGACCUGAAUAUAAAAAUGAUAAUUGGUUUAGAGGCAGAAAGGGAGAUGAUUGGAGUUGUGUUCCUUUUCACAACAAAAAAUUCUCUGCACAUCCUAAGCAUGGGACAUACUUUGUCGAACACUUCUGUUUUUUCCAGCACUUUCUUGACUGACUAUGCCAGAGGUCUCCAAACUUGGCAACUUUAAGCCUGGCGGACUUCAACUCCCAGAAUUCUCCAGCCAGCUGGCUGGGGAAUUCUGGGAGUUGAAGUCCGCCAGGCUUAAAGUUGCCCACCCCUGGACUAUGCAGGGUUUCAUGGUCCGUGAUUGUUCUAAGAAUACAAAGAAACAACCAUGUAUGCAGAGAGCCUUCCCUAUAUAAAGGUCAUUUUUUUUUCUUGGAAAAAAGGAAGAAUGGAAAGAAAGAUGAACCAUCUCUCCCAUUGUUUCAGAAGUGAGGUAGAUCUUUUUCUUGAGCAAGGAUGCAUUCUUAGCAUUCCCUACAAGAGGUCUCUGCUCAGGGGUGGGCUUCAAAAAUUUUAGCAAGGGGUUCCCUGCCCGGUUGCUGGGUUGGCAUGGCUACGGUGGGCGUGGCCUAGUCAGCCUCCUGCACCACGGCGGAGAGGGGGUGUUUUUGCCCUCCCUAGGCUCCAGAGGCUUCCUUCGAGCCUCUGGGAGGGCGAAAACGGCCUCCCCAGGCUCCGGAGGCCCUCUGGAGGCUGGAACCGGCCUUCCCGAACUUCUGGUAGGCCUGUUUUUCACCGUCCCUGAGCCUCCGCGCGCACACUGCGCUUACCUGCAUCCAAAACGGGCCACAUGGGGACUCCUGGGAGGGGCGGGGCAGGGUAGGCGGGGCCAGCCAGGAGUGGGAUUUGGGAGUUCCCCGAACUGCACAGAAUCUUAGCUAGAGGUUCUCCUGAACCCCUGCGAACCCCCAGCAGCCCACCCCUGUCUCCGCUCAUGGCAAAGACCCAGAAGAUAGCCUUGGUUAGAUCCGUGGAGAAAAGAGAUUGCAUUCCUAUCUGAGACUAUUUAAGGCCUUAUUGGUCAAUCCACCUGGUGCUAUAGUUAAACCAGGGUGUUCAACUUAGACAACUUUAAGAGUUGUGGACUUCAACUCCCAGAAUUCCCCAGCCAGCCCCUCCCAGAAUUCUGGGAGUUGAAGUCCACAAGUCUGAAAGUUGCCAAGCUUGAAGAAGCUUUGUCAGGGGGUGUCAGGGUGUGAUUUCAUCCAAUGUUAAUUCCUGUUGUAACCUAGGAGGUGAUUUUGAUCAGUUUAGAAUACACCGGAUGCUCCUCUUGCUCAUGUCUCAAGGGGAGACACCCUUUCCUUAUCUAAAACUGCUUUUCAGCGUCUCUUUUAAUUCUUCCUCACCAAGCUGAAGUCAUGGGAAAUCACCAUCCUUACCUGUCUUCCUUUAUUGGGUGUCUACUAGAAGUUUUGAUCUCUCAAAGUUCCCCAAUUAACCUGUCUAAGAGAGUCAGAGGAUACCAGGUUGGAGACGUGGCCCCAUACGCACUUACGACAUUUUAACAGAGUUUACUUAAGGGAUUUUAUUGCAAUAAAAUUUUACGUGCAAAUACGUAUUUCAGCUAACUCUUGAAAUCCCUCUUAUUGACAGUAUUGGCUUGCUUCACUGGAGCAACAGUUUCUUCCUACAUGAAUAGGCUGGCAACUACCCUUUGUAUCUUAAACAAGACAGUAUUAUUAAGUUAACCAAACCUAAGUUCAUUGAUAAAUACGACUGCAACUAGAACUCUGCAUGGACUUUCCAAAUGUUGGGAUCAAGACAUGAGUACAGUCUAAAGCAGCGUUUCUCAACCUUGGCCAUUGUAGGACUCCAACACUGGAGCUCCAACACUGGAGGACAAUCAUUUGUCUGAAAUGACAUUGGGUUUCCUGCUUAAGCAGAAGUUUGCACUAGAAGACCUCCAAGAUUCCAAUUCUAUUAUUUUGUUAAGACUUUGACUUCCACAGCAAGGCUGGCUGGGAAAUUCUGGGAGUUGAAGUCCACAUAUCUUAAAGUGGCCAAGGUUGAGAAAACACAGGUCUAAAGGGAAGUGUUGGUCUUGGGAGGCAUUAGACUAGCUUUACCUACCGUGUUUGUUUCCCCAAAAAUAAGACCCUGUCUUAUAUUUUUUUGAACCCUGAAAAUAAGGGCUUGGCCUUAUUGCCAUGCGCUCAAAAGCCUGAUUGGGCUUAUUAUCAGGGGAUGCCUUAUUAUGGGAGAAACAGGGUAUUGAUUUUGAAGAAAGUAUUCAGAGGGACAGGCUCCCUUUAGGGGGAAAUUCAAAAAAAUUCAACAAAGCCCUACCCUUUUUAUCUAGGUGCAAUGUAGGUGCUUCCAUAAAUUCCAUAAUUUCAUAUUUUGUGCUCAUGAAUAUAACUUGGUGAACAAACUGCCCAAAUUAAUUUUCUAAAAUGCAUUAAAAAGACUCCUGCACACUAACGGGAGUUCUUUGAGCAAGUUGAUUUGAAAUAAAAGAGUCCUCAUAAUUGCAGUGAUUUAUUUUUGUACAUCUUUCUUCUUGUUUACGUAUACACACUUUUUUGUGUGUAUACAUCAUUGUAUUGUUAAUUGUACUGUUUAUAAAUACAAAUUUUAAAAUGCAUAGGUGUGUUUAUA